This is a messenger RNA of Manduca sexta (tobacco hornworm), 4760 nucleotides long. RefSeq names its product mitochondrial genome maintenance exonuclease 1. The transcript is spliced from 5 exons. The coding region runs from base 180 to 1367 and encodes 395 amino acids. Gene Ontology annotation, biological process: mitochondrial DNA replication. NCBI's taxonomy places the organism in Eukaryota, Metazoa, Arthropoda, Insecta, Lepidoptera, Sphingidae. The record is from RefSeq and is a predicted model, not a curated record. Gene Ontology annotation, cellular component: mitochondrion. Gene Ontology annotation, molecular function: single-stranded DNA exodeoxyribonuclease activity.
GCGUGUGACUUGACAGUGACAGUUAAAUGACAUAAAAUGAAAAUGAAAGCCGCUUUUGUCACUGAAUUUAAGGAAUGUGAAUUGUGAUCAAAUUACAGUCAUUCUAACUUUAUAUAAAUAUAUUUCUCAAUAAAGUAAUUUACGCAACUUAUUGACUCGAAUACCUCACCAAACUAGUUAUGUUACGGCCGAUUAGUACGAUCGGUCAUAGAAUCUCAUUCGAGAGAAAGUCGAAGGAAUUUAUCAGGAAUAAAGUGGUUCACCCCGCUUCUAUCUUGAAUCCAGCGGAGAAGUUAAAAUUGUACAACAAAGAGAAUAAAGAACUAUUCGGGCCGUUGCUCGAGACUAACAAACAAAAGAAACGUCGUGUACAGAAGGAAGCUAAAAAUAAUCAUCAAAACAACAGACAGGCGAGUGAAAACACAUCGGAAUACCUCGGAAGCAAUGCUUUGAGCAGGCGUCUGUGCGGAAACGUAAACUACGGUCCUUUUGAAGCGUUCAAGAAGACAAUGUGGCAGAAUACGAGGCAUUGUGUGAACAUUGUCGGUGUGUUGCUGAAUAAUGCUGCCGUGCGGGGUUUUAAGACGGCGGCGGUGUGUGAUGCCGCGCGCAGCUCCCCCGCGCAGCCAGGGUAUGCCAGCGAAGACAAGAUCAUGCAGAUCAAGCCCCAUAAGAAUGACUUUGCUGAGCAGUACCCAUCAGUGACCCUGAUUUUGAACAAGACUAUGACCGAGGAUUCGAGAGCUGCGUUGGAAAAGUGGAAGCAGGAGAGAAUUGCUGAGAUGGGACUUGACGAGUUCAACAGAUUUUAUCAGGCGCAAAUGGCGGUCGGCACGAAAUUCCACAACACAUUGAAGAACUACUUCACCCAGCCUCGCACGCAGUUGAGGAUCGAGAAAGACGUGGAAGGAGUAUGGGUGUCGGUGGCUGAGGUACUCAAAAGUAUAUCAUCGCCGAAGGCAAUAGAGUCGAAUGUCGUACACCCGGUGUUGAAGUACCGUGGUAUUUUCGAUGCUAUUGCUGAUUAUGAAGACAAGCCAACACUAAUCGAAUGGAAGAAGUCAGACAAACCCCGUAAAUCUUUAGCUCUAACAUACGACAAUCCGGUCCAACUCGCCGCUUACUUCGGAGCGGUGUGCAACGACUUGAACUACAAGCAUUUCAACGUACGCGACGCCUUAUUAGUUAUCGCCUACACUGACGGAUCCAAGGCUGAUGCCUACCACCUGUCCACGGAUAAAUUGAGGGAGCACUGGGCUCAGUGGUUGAUCAGGUUGGAAGAGUAUAUGAAAAAGUUUGGCAAUGAUUCGGAGAAGUUGUUGAAAGGAGGCAAAAGGAUGUUCGAGGAGGAGUUAGCAAAUCUCUAGUAAUUUGCUUGGAGGAGAAUUUUGCCUUGAUUAUUGGAUAUGAACAAACAAAACAAUUUCUGAUUACAAAUUACUAUACUGAUUGUAUUCGACUUUAAAAGGCUGAAAUUAAAAUGUGUUUCAAAAUUGUGAAGUUAUUCUCCGUUAAAAGGAGUGUUUAUGUUAAAUAUAUCAAAUAUCGCUUAAAUGCAAAUCUUUUCACAAUCCAGUAAGCAGAAUAAAAAACACCAAAGCUUUAGUGUUUAAAAUAUAUGAUAAAUUAAUUGUAAUACACAAUUUUGAAAUAUAUUAUAGUUUCGUUGAAUUUGAAUCGAAGUUUGUCAAUGUUAAUUGUCAAUUUGUUUGGUGUGAUGCUAAAUUAUCAAUAUUAUGUGGUAAAAAUGCUCUAACUAUAAAAGUGUUAUCUACAUUUUUAAUUUUUUCACUGAAUUAAAACAUUUUUUUUUUGUAUUAAGUACAUUUUGGCAAUUCAUAAUGACCGAGAAAUGUUACUAUUAAAGUACGGGAUAACUCUUUGUUUUAAACCGGUCAUGUAAACAAGACGCAUUAAUUACAUCUAGGCAUACCUUUUUCGAAUAUCGAAUUGCCAGUUGUACUGAUUACAGGUUAUUUGAUAAAUAUACUUUCUGAGUAGGAACUAAACACUUGUUUAUGUAUUAUAAACACAAUAUUGAUACUUUAGUAUUGCUGUGUUGAUAUUUCAAGACUGGUAAAUUGUUGGCUAUGUUAUAGGCAUAUUAUGGAAUCUAUGCAAUAUAGAAAAUACAGUUUUUACCUUUUAUUUGGGAUCAAUACUUUGUCUCUUUUACUUAUUUUCUUAUUAUUAGUGUCUUUCUUCUUCUAAUAAUUGAAAUGUGAAUGAGACGAAUGAUUUAAAAUAUCAGUGAUGGUCGAUUGAGUUUCGAAAAUCAUCUUGAUUUUUUCGUAUUAAAUAUUACGGUAUUAAACAAGAGAAAAUAUAUUCUAUACGAAUACAAUACGGCACUUAUUACUUCAGCAGUGGAUGAUUGAUUUAGAAAUAGCUCUUCAUUAGAUCUGAUAAAAACAUUAGUAUGUAUUUAAUUAGAUCUGUUAUUGAAACUUAAUGCUAUACAAUUCCAUAAUCUGCCUUAACUUAAAGCCUGGAAUACACGUGUUAUAAGCAUUAUUUAUGCUGAUAUAGUUCGCUGAGACAUAAGAACUAUCAAUGUUGUUAGUUACCUUAGCUUCGCAUUUUAGGUAUUCGGCGAGCAAGUGGGAUGGCUCAUGUUAAGCGCGAAACUCGACCUUAUUGACGUGAAAUUAACAACGACACGAAUUAUAGGUAUUUGAUAACCUAAUAUAUUCUCUAAGAGAUCGGACUAAGGUUGAAAUGGGCAUGUUAAUCGCCAUCUAACAAGUGUGUUCCAGGCAUAAGAAGUGUAUAAUUAAAUUGUUAUAGAGUAGGAAUAAUUGAAGUUGUACCAUUGAGGUUCUAUUUGGCUGAAUAGUAUACAAUGAGGUUGGAUGUAUCAAACAUUGUCCUUAAAGUAUGGAUAUGUUUAAACCAAAUUAUGGCCAAACAGUGUCAUUGACCUAAUGGCGCAAGCUCUAACCGCCGUUUUCAAUAAUUAACCAUCCCAAUCGCUUUUUUAAUCCAUCGUAAAAAUGAACCAAUCAGAACAAAGUUUUUUGACAUGCUUACAAAUGACUUAUGUUGAUUGGUAUAAUCUUGGUAUUAAAUGGAAGAGAUUGAGAUCGUAUAUUGAAAAAGAUGGUUAAUCAUAGAGGAAGACAGUCCAAGGUCUUCAGACGAAGAUCUGUCGAAGUGGAAGAGAUGGAGGAAGGUUUCUGGCAUCAAGCCUGAAUGUUAGGCAUGAGGAAAUAUAUGAAAAAUUAGUUAAAGUUUUGUUCUGUGUAUGAUUGUAUUCAGACCUAAUUGAUUAUCUGUUUUCAUUCGAAUAGUUAUAAACAUUUCAUGCAUAUCACAAAAUGUUGGUACAAAUGAUAUAAAUUCAGGCCAAUAUUUGUUUCGAAAAGAAAUCACAAUUUCAAUGUCUGUAGUAAGAAAUAAUUGUCAUCGACUUUUUUUGUUUAAUUGGAUGAUGGACUUUCGUAAGUUUGGUAUACAGUAUACACAAUAUUAAAACAAAUAUUGGGGAAAUGAUUUGGUCAAAGAUUGGUUGAUUUGCUUCAACCGGGACGAAAUUCGUAAAAUGUAUAAAAUUAUGCCUUCGAAAAAUAAACGUCUCGAACUACGAUCAUUUGUGUUAUCUGUUUUUUAAAACUACUGUGGCAAAAACACACAACAAACAAAAUAAGAUUUUAAAACUGUAACAUAGCUGCUUAUUGCUUGCAAAAAAUAUUUCGUAAUAACUCUAUCACAUUUUUUAUCAAUGUUAAUUGAAUGAUUUAAAACUAGAAGUAUUUUUUUUUAUUUUUAUUUUUUCUGUAUGGCAAUACUAUAUAUUAUCUAGUAUUGCCAGCGUAACAACCGCAUUAUUUGCUUACUUUUACAUCUUGCUUAUUAUAGGAAUAGUUUCUUUAUUAUGAUUCUAUUAGAUAAUUAGCUUUCAAUCGUAUGCCAAAAAUUUAGUACGCAACUAGUCAGCUCUGUCCAUUACUGGUACAAAUGUGUUCAAAAAGACACCUAUCCCCACAUAUAAUUAAGUAUCUAGCAUUUAUUAGGAAUGAAACUUAUUCUUUUGCCUAUGGUGACAUAAAAUACUUAAAAUUAUCAAGGCCAAGGGUGUAUAAAAUUAACGUACACUAUAGAAACUAAUCAUUAUCUUGUAUCAUAUGCUCAAGCAAAAGGAUUUUAUUGCAUAAAGCCUUUGUGCAAGCCUUUAGUUACACAAUAAGAAAAAAAAAAGUUUGUAUUUGCGACUGAAGAUAUAAAAUAUACUUAUUCACUCGCUAAUGCCGUCAUUUAUAAAAACAUGCUUUCAUUUUCACAAAAAAAAAAAAUAUAAAAUAUAAAAAAAAAAUCACAGAUUAAUAAAACACAAUUCUGGAUAUAAAAUUAAAUUAUUUGACCAAUUAAUUAGACAGCGCAAAAGAUUUUUACUUUAUUAAAAGUAAUGUAAAUUUUAUUUUAAUUAAUAUUAAGAUCUAUAAGCGCCUACAUUGAAAUUGUACUUUCCAAAGUUUUAGUUUUUAUAUCCCUAUUUCUCCAGAUUAUUAAAUAUAUAAUUUAAAUUUUAUAGUCUGUUUAACCGUAAUGCACUAGCCCGCGUAAGCCGAUGCCGUUUAUAUUGUUAAUUUUAAUUUUGCUGUGCCAAAAUCCUUAUUUUGUACCAAUUAUACUAAGUUACUUGCUAGAUUUCUUACGAAUAAAUACUGUAUUAUCGAUUUUCGACUGCUUAUUUGCGGCCGAGCUGUGAGGUCUGAUUUGUCUUUUCAAUUGUAAUUGUCAUAUUAAAAUGUUAAAAGAAA